CUGCUUUUUCCAGGAAGGUGCACUACCAUUUUCACUUUUCCGGCGAAGGCGGUCUUUACCACUUUGCUCUCUAAAGUCGGCUAUCACGACGUUCACUCUGUGUCUCUCAUUUUCCUUCUCCAUGCUAUAAUUUUCCAAAAGAGCUGCAUCAAUUUUUCGUUCACAAAAAAAUAGCGAAAAACUACAAAAGUCAAAAGAUGCCGUGUGGGUAUGAACGACGGUUUCAUGUUGGCUGCGGUCGUGGCACAACAAGAACUGCUAUCUGAAGUAUAAGCAAAAGAAAAGCGUUCGUCCGCAACGGUUUGGUGAUCGAUUGUUUGAAAAAAACUUAACGACAGCAAUAGCUUGCUCAGUCAACAUGCCCGCCGUCAAGCCAGGGGACUGGUAUUGCGGCAAGUGUGGUGUGCUUUGUUUCGCCAGCCGCGACUUUUGCUACAAGUGUAACGCCACCCGCGCCGACGGGCGGAUCGUCGAGGCGCACGAGUGCGACCACCCGGACACCUGGACAACUUCCAAGGGGAAGGGAAAGUACAACUCGGAUCAUGCCGCGCACGGCGGGGGCGGCUGGGGCAAGGGGAAAGACCGUGACAGGAGCAGAGAUGGUGAGCGGGCUAAAGGCGACCUCCACGAGCCAGAUUCCGACCGGUGGAAGGCAGAUUUCUACGACAGUGACAAGGACCGUCGGGACAGUGAGGAUGGGAAGGGAAAGGGAAAAUUCAAGCAGUACGUGGAGCGGGUACAAGACUAAUAUUGUUCUACUAUCUCGUGGUGAAAUUGAAAUUCUCGAUCGGAGUUUUUUUUUCGAAUACACCUCUUCGAUAUUCAUUCGUGUAGUCAUGAUUAUGACCUUGGGCAUGUGUGUUCGAUGUUGUUGUUAAACAGAAUAAGAUAAGGAGAUUAGAGCGACUCCUAAAACAUGACUGUCGAAACCCAGGCGGGCGAUUGGUACUGCUCGAGUUGCGGCAAGCACAACUUCGCGUCGCGCAACGAAUGUUUUCGCUGCGGCGCCGAAAAGAACCGGAAGGCGGUGGUGGCCAAGGGUGAGGAGAAGUUUGUGAAGCCCUCCGGCUUCAUAUGCAUUGCAAAAGUAUCGUACUAGUAUAAAACGCAUUACAAAUUUUCCCAAGAAAAAAAAUCAAUUUGUCAUGCUAUUUCAGGUAGAAAGUUGGAUUUGUCAUGCAUAUCUGCAAUUAGUACGAGUGCAGUGCGAUACUUUUGCACAGGAUGCUUCACCAACUGGUACGAUUACCAGGGCAAGGGGAAGGGCAGCGCUGGCGGCCGGCCCUCCUCGGACAAGCGCUACCACAGUCGCGGACGCUCCCGAUCGCGCGGACGCUCACGAUCGCGCGGACGAGCAGCCCGUCGGAAAAGCAGUGCGAGUCCAGGAGCUCGGGGAGGGGACAAAAGAAGAAAAGGUAGUUCGGACAGCCGCAAGCGACAGCGCAGUGCGUCUCCGGUGGAAAAGAAAAGUCCGGAGGCCUCGUCGAAGAACAAAAGACCUGCUGGCGAUCGAAGUCCUAGUCCAGUGCGCGCAGCAGAGAAAGUAGCUUCAUCGUCCAGAUCGAAGAAGUCCAGAAAGAAAUCUGACUCCUUGUCUCCGUCUCCCAAGAAGCAAGAGAAAACGCCCACCCCGAAGCCGAAGCGAAAAAAGAACGAAAACAACCCCUUCUCGCCUUCUCCAAGCAGGGACGAUGAGGAGAACAGAAGUAAAAGUAGGGAGAGUGAGAAGAGCAAGAAAAGUGAGGGCGCUGCUCGUCGUGGGGACCACAGUGCGAGAAGCAAGAAAAGCACCGGCUCAAAUAGCAAGACAAAAGAACUUUCCGCGGAAAAAAUAAAGCGGGAAAAAACGUCUCCGCGGACGACGAAGAGCAAGAGCAACAAGAGCAACCGGUCUGCCCGUAGCCGCACCACGUCCUCCCAACGCGCCAAAAGGAAUGCGACGUUUGCGAAGAAUACCUACCACUACAGCGGAAACUACAGAGAGCAACCAGGCUACCGCGGCUAUAACUACGACGACUGGCACCGCAGUGGGCGCCGUUAUGACGACUGGUACAGCGGUCGGGAUUGGCGGCUCCACGACAGAGUAGAUUACGGCUAUGGCAAGGGACCGCGUCGGCACAGCCGCGGACCUCCACGGAGCGGUCGUGAGGACCGCAAAGAACAGAAAACUAGCCGCGACCGCAUCAAAAGUCGCUCGCGAAGCGGAAGUCCACCUCCCAAAAAACGCGACUACAAGGCCAGUAUCUACGAACGUGUUCGGGGGGCCGGGGACGGCGUAGGGCAUGAAGAUAAUGGCAGUACUAAGGACAACGAAAGUAGGGAGAAGGACAAGAGAACAUCAAGCAGCCAUCCAGCGCCAAGACGCAGGUCGUCACCCCGAAACGACAGCCGCGGCCGACGGGGCCGUAGUAGUCGUCGCGGGAAGGGAGGGUGGGGUCCGCUCGUCUGCAGAGAAGGCGAGUGGAAGAGGGCCCGCGAGCAGUGGCCCGAUUUAGGUGUAAUAGAAAAGGGCAAAGGAAAGUUCGGGAAGCGCCUGCCUGGAGACUGGGACUGCGUAUUGCUUUUGCCUUUCGUCUAUUCGGUGCACGUAAGAAGUAGUCGUGUGCAUGCUUUUGUCCCGACCAUUAUUGAAUAAACACGACAUGAUGUUCACUAAAUGAUAGACGGGGAUCCAAUCAUGAUAUAUCAACGAAUCGAUGAAAAAACGCCAGCCCAACGCUAAGUGCGGGGUGGUAAACUUCGCUUUGCGUAGCGAGUGUUUCCUGUGCAAGGAGCGCAAGCCCGGCGCCACUGCUGCCACAUCCUCGAAGCGACAGCGCAGUCGCAGCAAAUCUAAGUCCAGGUCGCAGUCGCAGGUCCGGCAGCGUGAGGAGAACUCCGAUGACGACGAGCGCUCUCCGUUGACAUGGAAGAAAUUUGUGCCGAAAAGGUUGCGAGCGGGCUCGAAAGAGCGGGCGUAAGGAGACAGGAGGGCGCUGUUGAGAAGAACUUCAUUGUAAUCCCACUGACAAUAAUUAAAAAUCUUCUUCAUUGUUCUUUUACAAACCAAUAAGUCCACGUCACUUGAAUUGCGCAGUAAGUACCUACUCACACUGUUUGCAGUGGAAGAAGCGAUUUUUGACACACUUAUCUUUUCGCUUUGAUGAACACAAUCAUUUUCUUCCGUAAGUACUCGAACAAGAGAAGAGAGCAAGAGGCCUAGGCGCCGAUGAGACUGUGGCGGGGAAGCAAAUUCGUGC
Molecule: messenger RNA, 3239 nt
Organism: Amoebophrya sp. A120
Lineage: Eukaryota; Dinophyceae; Syndiniales; Amoebophryaceae
Source: the annotation of a GenBank genome assembly